CACGGCUCCUCCCCAUUUCGCCUUCGCGCUCCCUCCCUCCCCUUCCCCCAUCGAAUCAUUCGAUUCGCCUCGUCUCGCCCCUUCCCCACCCCGAUUCGAUUCGGCCGCCGCGGUGAUCGGCGGCAACGUUAGGGUUAGGGUUCCGGCGAUCCCCACCCCACCCACAUGGUGCAGCUCCCGAGCUCGGGGAAGCGGCACGCGGAGCCGGCCGAGGCGGCGCGGCGCGCCGCGGCGGCGGCCGUGAAGCUGGAGGUGGAGGAGCUCGGGGCCGACGACCGCCGCCCGCUCAGCAAGCGUGCCAAGGCCGCUCAGCCGACUCCCCCGACGCCCCCGCAGCAGCAGCAGGAUAUGUACCAAAACGUACUUGAUGAACCUAGCCCGUUAGGCUUGCGGCUGAAAAAAAGCCCAUCUCUGUUGGAUUUGAUUCAGAUGAGGCUUUCUCAAGCAUCCAAUGCAGGAGAGUCUUCUAUGGACAACAGCGGUUUGGAACCUUCCAAGAAGAAAGACAACAAAUCUGGCAUGUCUACAGCAGGAGAACGGUUAAAAGCUUCAAAUUUUCCUGCAAAUAUAUUGAAAAUUGGUACAUGGGAGUAUGUAUCACGGUAUGAAGGUGAUUUGGUGGCCAAGUGUUACUUUGCAAAGCAUAAGCUUGUGUGGGAAGUACUGGAAGCUGGUCUUAAGAGUAAGAUAGAAAUUCAGUGGUCAGAUAUUACUGCUUUGAUGGCAACUUGCCCCGAAAAUGGACAAGGAACCUUGGACGUGGUGUUGGCCAGACCACCUUUAUUCUAUAAAGAGACAGAUCCUCAGCCAAGAAAACACACAUUGUGGCAGGCCACCUCAGAUUUCACUGGUGGCCAAGCAAGUAUGCACAGGCGUCAUUUUCUGCAGUGUCCUUCAACCUUGUUGAGCAAGAAUUUUGAGAAGCUUAUCCAGUGUGAUCAACGGCUAUAUCAAUUGAGUCACCAACCAGAGAUCAUAUUAGACUCUCCAUUGUUUGAACCUAGGUGUUCAAUAUUUGAGGACCCGGUAGAAUCAAAAUGUACUGGUUUUACUAAUUUGAAAGAUGAACAUGAAGCUCUACCUGGGUAUUCAGGUUCCUUGUCCCCAUGUGCUGGCUCAUCUGUGUCUGCUAAGAAUGAAACGAAUGAUUCCAUUGGAAUGCCAGCAGAAUAUCUUCCUCAGGCAGUGGGCACAGGAGCAGGUGCUGUAGGUGUACAAGCUAUCAGCAGAAACAUGAAUGGUGCAGCUCCAGAGUUUAACAUCCCCCACUGGUGGAGUCAAUUGAAGGUGCCUGGGCUUAGGCCAUCAAUGUCAGUGGAUGAUUUGGUAAACCACCUAGGUAACUGCAUCUCGGAGCAGAUCACUUCAGGCAAUCCAGCAUUGGCCAACAACGAGGUGCCGACCAAAGAAACACUGGAGGAGAUCGCUCAGUACCUUCUUGGUGACACACAAGGCCCACCUUUCUCGGCCUCCGAUGAGAGAUCACUGAUGGCUAGGGUGGACUCCCUCUGCUGUUUGAUUCAGAAAGACGCAGCACCGGUAGCCAAGCCAAAGCCUGAGCCAAAUGACUGUGAUGGAAUUGGCAUGGAGGCCUCAGAUGGUUCCGACGAAGAAUUCAGUUCAGCACCAACAGGAAAAACUGCAGAUGCCACCAAUCCAGCAACCAUGUCAAGAAAGGACUCCUUUGGGGAGCUGCUGCUGAACCUUCCCCGCAUCGCUUCACUACCGCAGUUCCUUUUCAAGAUACCAGAGGAUACUGAGAACUGAACCUGGAAUAAGACUCGGGUCCUCAUUCCCUGAAGUAGGGUGGUCACUGUAAAGAUUGUACCCAGACAAUAAGAAAGCCCCCUUAGCUUGCCUCCUUCGGAAGUGAGUUCCCCGCCCUGUAAAUGUGACACCCUUUAGGUUGCUUCAAUUGUCUGUAUGUUUCGUGACUCAUAUGGGUAGUGAAAAAAUUAAAAUGUUCAUUGGUUCUUUUUAACUCAGUCAUGCCCUUGUGCAAAAUGAAAUGCCAAACUCAGGAAGUCAGUAUCUACUGCUACCAUACUGCAUUGUAUCCAUUCCAGAUUGAAUAGAAAGUUGUUUGGAUCUGCUA
Panicum virgatum (switchgrass) is the source of this 2095-nucleotide messenger RNA. RefSeq lists its product as uncharacterized. The transcript is spliced from 6 exons. Lineage: Eukaryota; Viridiplantae; Streptophyta; Magnoliopsida; Poales; Poaceae. The record is from RefSeq and is a predicted model, not a curated record. The coding region runs from base 166 to 1767 and encodes 533 amino acids.